Messenger RNA from Vitis riparia (riverbank grape), 902 nucleotides. RefSeq names its product probable 3-hydroxyisobutyryl-CoA hydrolase 2. Bases 5 to 730 code for a protein of 241 amino acids. NCBI's taxonomy places the organism in Eukaryota, Viridiplantae, Streptophyta, Magnoliopsida, Vitales, Vitaceae. Gene Ontology annotation, biological process: L-valine catabolic process. The transcript is spliced from 8 exons. Gene Ontology annotation, molecular function: 3-hydroxyisobutyryl-CoA hydrolase activity. The record is from RefSeq and is a predicted model, not a curated record.
UGCUAUGCCAGAAGGACAAAUAGGACUUUUCCCAGAUGUCGGUGCAUCAUAUUUCCUUUCUAGGCUCCCAGGAUAUUUUGGAGAAUAUUUAGGACUUACUGGUGCACGACUAGAUGGAAAGGAGAUGCUUGCUUGUGGUCUUGCUACCCAUUUUGUCCUCUCAAAGGAUCUUCUUCUACUGGAAAAUGCAGUAUCUGAGGUGGCUUCUUCAGAUGCAUCAACCAUUUCUAGAGUUAUCAGUAGAUUCUCAAGCGAAAUAUCCUUAAAGAAAGAAAGCGCCUAUAGGAGAUUGGAGACAAUCAACAAAUGUUUCUCAAGGAGGACAGUUGAAGAAAUCCUAUCAAUGCUGGAAAAUGAGGCUGCAAAUGGAGAUAACAAGUGGAUAAUCCAAGCAAUAAGUUCCAUGAAGUCAGCUUCUCCAACAAGCCUUAAAAUUUUUCUUAAAUUGAUUAGAGAAGGGCGAACAAAAGAACUUAAAGAUUGUCUAAUCCAAGACUAUACAAUCGCUUGUCACAUGUUUCGAAGGACAUUCAAUCCUGAUUUCAUUGAGGGUUCAAGAGCAAAAUUAUUUGAGAAAGGCCAACAACCCAAGUGGGAGCCUUCAAAACUGGAGCUGGUUCGUGAUGAUUUCGUGAAUCAGUAUUUUGAAAAAGUUGAUGAUGCUGAUUGGGAAUAUCUGCAACUUCCUGCUAGAUCAAACCUUGCCAAAACAUGGGAAUCAAAACUCUAGCUGGAUUGUGAACGAUGGUAAAGGAGUAUAAGGAGCUAUAACUCCGAUUAGCAUUUAUAAACUUUAAACUUAAAUUAAUAUGGUACUAUAGUUUAAUUGUAUCACAUUAUUAAGCUACUAGACUGUUUCAUCAUGUGAUGGGAUUUGCAAUUUAUUUAUAUGGUUUUCUUAA